CCCAACCCAAACUGGAAAAUACCCUCAGGAAACCAAUUCGAACACAGUUCAAAAAUGGGAUCUGCAACUCAAUUGCCUCUUCAAGUCAAGCUUCUCAUCUUUGGUUUCUUCCUUGCUUUCCUCCUCUUGAUGUUCAGGUCAAGCUUCUUACCUUCUUCUUUCCAGAACAACCCAUUAUCUCCAAUUCCAGAAAUCAAAUCAACAGAAACAUGUAACAAGAUCCCAACACCAUUAGUCCAAGCUCUGAUUCACUACUCAACCUCAAAUACCACCCCACAACAAACAUUCAAAGAGAUAUCAGUCUCAGCUAGAGUCCUAGACAAGAAGUCCCCCUGCAAUUUCCUAGUCUUUGGCCUUGGCCAUGAUAGCCCUCUCUGGAGCUCUUUGAAUUAUGGUGGGCGAACGGUUUUUCUCGACGAAGAUGAAUCGUGGAUCAAGCUAAUCAAGCAGAAGUUUUCAAAUUUAGAGGUUUAUCAUGUUGGGUAUGAGACCAAAGUGAGAGAUGCAGAGAACCUUUUGAGGAUUGGUAAGGAAAAGGAGUGUACGGUUGUGAGUGAUAGAGAGAAUUCUAAGUGUCAGCUCAUGUUGAAGGCAUUGCCACAAGUGGUUUAUGAGGUAGAGUGGGAUUUGAUAAUGGUGGAUGCACCGACGGGCUAUCACGAUGAUGCACCAGGGAGGAUGGGAGCUAUCUAUACUGCUGGAAUGAUGGCUAGGAAUAGGAAAGAAGGAGAGACUGAUGUGUUUGUGCAUGAUGUGAACAGGGUCGUGGAGGAUAAGUUCUCCAAGACCUUUUUGUGUGAAGGGUACAUGAAGGAGCAAGAAGGUCUUAUUAGGCACUUCACAAUUCCAAGUCACAGAGACAGUCCUGAUAGGCCUUUUUGCCCUUCCAGUUCCACCUAGAGAAGUUGACAGAAGGGUUUGAUUUGUUUGCUCAUGCUGCUACCAUGGUCCCUCUGAUAUGUUGAUUUGUAUCGAUCAAGUUAAGACCAUCUGGAAACCUAUGUGAACUGCAUCAUUCAAUUUGAGUUUCUUGGGGAACCAAGAAUGCAACUUGCAUCUUUUGUAUUCAUGUGAUCUGGGUUCCAAGGCUUUUGGGGCUAUGGCUUGAUAGGAUGGAGAUGAGUAUUUAUUUACAAUUUGAAUUCUUCUGCUUCCCUUUGUUUCCUUAUCUUUUUUUAAUUGAAUAUAUUGUGAGUUUUUCAUCUCCCCUUUCAAUGUGAAAACUGAAUUAUUUUUCCCAAAUGUAGUAACAAGAAAUGAGUUCAACUAAAUGCCAACUGCUUCAAA
Messenger RNA from Telopea speciosissima, 1287 nucleotides. Its product is annotated as glucuronoxylan 4-O-methyltransferase 1-like. The record is from RefSeq and is a predicted model, not a curated record. The transcript has a single exon. Gene Ontology annotation, biological process: xylan biosynthetic process. NCBI's taxonomy places the organism in Eukaryota, Viridiplantae, Streptophyta, Magnoliopsida, Proteales, Proteaceae. The coding region runs from base 55 to 900 and encodes 281 amino acids.